AUGGAGAGCGUAUUGAAUCUGACACCCGAAGAAAUCGCCUACUAUGAGGCACAUGCGGAUGAUAACCGCCAAUCGAGCAAAACUGCCGCCAACAUUGUCGGGAUUGUGCUCACUCUUGGAGCGGUGGGAGCACGAUUAUUCGCGCGAUACUGCUCGAGGGUUCGAUUGAGCUGGGAUGAUUAUCUUAUUUUUCUGGCUCUGAUGGGCCAACUUUCGUAUGCCAUCUUAUUAUUCAUGUCUAAUGCAAACGGUGAUGGUCGACACAUGAUUUUUGUUAAAAACUACAAGCGCUUUGUACAGGAAAGCGCCGCAAAUGCAAUCGUGUACGCGAUCACCGUCAUGGCCACCAAGAUAUCCAUCUUGUUUCUGUAUCGUCGUAUCUUCCCAACAAGAUCACUCGUGCUGGGUGCCUAUUUCGUCGGCGCAACGGUCAUCGCGUACAACGUUGCUUUAGCAUUCGUCGCGGCCUUCCAGUGCGUGCCCUUUUCGUCGAUGUGGACAGGAGAGCCUGGGAAAUGCAUCGGUAUCUCCGUGCCGUUUACGAUUUUCGCCGUUGUAAACGUGGUCACGGACUUUGCUAUCUUGGCGCUCCCCGUCAAACCCGUGUUGAAGCUGCACAUGCGCAGGAACCGCAAGAUCCAAGUCUUGACCAUCUUUCUUCUGGGCGGGAUCGUCUGUAUCUUCGGCAUCAUUCGCGUAGUCGCAAUCGCCACCAUGAACCCCGUGGACACCAGCUACAACGCAGUCUUCUUCAGCAUCUGGUCCUAUCUCGAAGUUUCCGUCGGAAUCCUAGCAGCCUGCCUACCUACCUUUGGACCCCUGUUCGCCCUCCGCAAGCGAGAUCCGCUGCGGAUCGAAACUCACAGUUCGAGUUCAAGCCGACUGUGGAAGCUGAUCAGCUCUCGGGGACGAGAAACGGAACAGAGUAAUUUGGUGAAUACAGGGAACUCGGAUCUUAGUGACUCCUGGCCGGAGGUUGGAACUUGCCACACUGGCACUAUACAGCUGGAUAGUCUUUGUGAGGGGAGGGAGAAGGAGCAGGGGCAGGCACCUGGGUCGCCGAGUAUUCUGGUACAGAAAGACAUGCAUCAAAGCGUCAAGUUUGUUUAGUUUGUCUUAUAUCAGGAUUGGAUCGAUGGAUGAGUCUACU
Messenger RNA from Aspergillus steynii IBT 23096, 1150 nucleotides. RefSeq lists its product as uncharacterized. The coding region runs from base 1 to 1110 and encodes 369 amino acids. The record is from RefSeq and is a predicted model, not a curated record. Lineage: Eukaryota; Fungi; Ascomycota; Eurotiomycetes; Eurotiales; Aspergillaceae. The transcript has 6 exons.